AUGCAUGAAUCUUAUGCAAAGCUUGCCGGCGCCGCCACGGGGUCGACUAUGACUGCUUUAACGAUGACUCCAUUCGAUGUGGUCAAGACCCGGCUACAAACGCAAAAACCGGUACAACGACCUUUGAUUUUUCCUCGACCGCCUCCGAACUCAUGCUGUCAGCCUUCUGGUAAACCAUGUGUCCGCAACAUGUCCUCUUUGGCGCAACCUUUAGCAGAAGAAGAACUUGUAUGCGUCUGGGAAAAUGGAGUAUUCCGAGCAGAACGCGUACACGGUUUCUCAGAUGCUAUAAGACAUGUUUGGAGAGCGGAAGGUAUACGAGGUCUCUGGAAGGGUGCAGGUACUACGCUACUAAUUGGUGUUCCAUCUUCAACAUCCUACAUGUUGACGUAUGACCACUUAUUAAAGGUCACAUUACCUCCCUUACUUCCUGAACCUGCAGUCCCUCUUAUGGCCGGUAUACUCGCGCGAAGUGUCAUAUCUUCAAUAGCUUCGCCCUUGGAAAUGAUACGGACGAAUCUUCAGUCAACGCCGCCAUCCCCAAAUAAUCCGCAUACUCUUCGUUCUGUUCUUUCGUCAAUCCGUGGCCUUGUCCGGGCACAGGGAAUACCAGUACUCUACAGAGGUCUUGGCGCAACUCUAUGGCGGGAUAUACCAUUUUCUGGGUUAUACUGGGCGACGUACGAAACACUCAAAAAAUAUUUUGCUCGAAACGGUUACCAAGGUGCUGGGGUUGCGUUUGUGAGUGGUGCCCUCAGUGGUUCCGCGGCCGCUCUCAUAACAUCCCCAAUGGAUGUUAUCAAAACACGCCGGCAAGCCCUCGUCAUGUCCGGAUCCGUGUCUAAAAUUACGGCUACGUUCCCUCUGGUGAAGCACAUCAUCCAGUCCGAGGGUGUGAGCACACUCUUUGUUGGACUUGCACCGCGUAUAGCUAAGAUUGCCCCGGCUUGUGGAAUUAUGAUUGCAUGUUUUGAGGGAGUCGGACGGCUGCUCUCCGACCAUUGA
This is a messenger RNA of Lentinula edodes (shiitake mushroom), 1005 nucleotides long. Its product is annotated as mitochondrial carrier domain-containing protein. NCBI's taxonomy places the organism in Eukaryota, Fungi, Basidiomycota, Agaricomycetes, Agaricales, Omphalotaceae. The record is from RefSeq and is a predicted model, not a curated record. The transcript is spliced from 4 exons. Gene Ontology annotation, biological process: mitochondrial transmembrane transport. Bases 1 to 1005 code for a protein of 334 amino acids.